AGCAACGUCCCCAUACGUGUGAACAUUGUGGCAAGUCAUUUUCUCAGAAGACCAUUUUGCAAAGACACUACAUUUGUGUCCAUUCGAAAGAGCGACCUCAUAAAUGCAAGUACUGUGAGAAAACCUUUCCUCUUUUGGGCAAUCUCCGGGUUCACGAAAAGUCUGUUCAUUUGAAAGAGCGACCUCACAAAUGCAAGUACUGUGAGAAAACAUUUAUCCUAAAGUGCAAACUCCGACUGCAUGAAAUGUCUGUUCACUUGAAUCCACGAGCCCACGUGUGUGAGUACUGUGAGAAAGCGUUUUCCCAAAAGGCUCACGUUCAAGCUCACAUAGCCUCCGUCCACUUGAAAAUGCGGCCUCACAAGUGCGAGUACUGUGAGAAGUCCUUUGCCAACAUUAAUGGCCUCCGCGUCCAUGUAAAUGAUGUCCACCUGAAUGAGAGACCUCACAAGUGCAAGCACUGUGGGAAAGCGUUUUCUCGAGUGACUUGUCUUCGGGUGCACGAAAGGUCUGUUCAUCUAAAGCAACGACCCUUUAUGUGUGAACAUUGUGGCAGCUCGUUUUCUCGAAAGUCCGUUAUGCAAAAUCACCUCAGGACUAUUCAUUCGACUGAGCGCCCCUAUACAUGUGAACAGUGCGGGAAAUCGUUUUCACAGAAGUGUAACAUGCAACAACAUCUCAAAUCUGUUCAUUCAAAAGUUGAGCACUCAACUUCGAAUGAUAACACAGUUGCACAAAUGGAGUUAAAGCAGGAGAAUCAGGUACAAGUCACCUCAUAG
Messenger RNA from Dicrocoelium dendriticum, 779 nucleotides. The record is from the annotation of a GenBank genome assembly. NCBI's taxonomy places the organism in Eukaryota, Metazoa, Platyhelminthes, Trematoda, Plagiorchiida, Dicrocoeliidae.